Parasteatoda tepidariorum (common house spider) is the source of this 711-nucleotide messenger RNA. The record is from RefSeq and is a predicted model, not a curated record. Lineage: Eukaryota; Metazoa; Arthropoda; Arachnida; Araneae; Theridiidae.
AUGAAUCAAAGCGAUUUAUAUCGUUUUGCUGUGUUGAACAACUGGCGGAAGGAACGGGAAAAAUAUCCCAGACCUAAUCCUUAUGAGGAUGGGAGCGAAUUCGAUGAGGAUGAAUUUGAUUUAGAUGAGGAUGAAUUUGAUUUACAUGAGACUGGUAUUGACCAAGUCUUUGAUAGUGAGGAUGAUGGGAAAAAGCUGACAGUGGCAGCUAAUGAUGUGUUUAAUGAUAAUGAUGACUAUGAGUCUGAAAGUGACGAAGAAUGUAUGAUGGAAUUAGAGGCUGAAUUGCCAAUGUUUGAUGAGGAGGAUGAAAGUGAUGAUGAAUUUGAUGAUGAUGAGGUUGUUGAGAAGGGAGUUGUUGUUGAUGGAGAAGUGUUUGAUUGUGAAGUCGUAGGUGAAGUAGUAGUUGAAGAAAAAGUUGAAGAUGACUUCACAAGUGAUGCACGUGUUUAUCCAACUUACCUAUUUACUGAGGAAAUGAUAGCGAGAUUGUACAAGUUGGAUACAGUGCAUGAAAAAGAUUCUAUCGCAUAUGGAAUUCCGGACAUAAGAUUGGAAAAACACGAUGGUUUCUUCAUAAGAGAGAAAAUACAUUAUUAUGAUAUCAGUGAUAUUGAUCUUAACAUCAUCGAACAUGUUGAAAAGAAAAUUGAGAAAAAAGGAUGCUUCAGUUUUUUCUCCAGAAUUUUCAACAGAUUUUUCAAAAAAUAA